AUGUGGGGCAUGGGCCAUGAUACCCCUUACUUGGUAAACCGAACAAAUGGAGGACAACAACAACAACGACCAACAGUAUUACGACAACAAUUACCACAGCUAGCACAAAAACCACCACCAUUAUCAGGAUCAAAACCACAAGCAUUACAACAGAAAAUAUCGCAAGGAAGACAACAAGCACGAAAAACACGGCAAAUAGCAUCAAGACAACCACCAUCAGAAUCAGUCAUUGUGUUUGUAAUCAGAGAGAGAGCAGCAGAAAUAAAAGACGGGGUACUGCGCCUAUGGUAG
Molecule: messenger RNA, 291 nt
Organism: Rotaria sp. Silwood2
Lineage: Eukaryota; Metazoa; Rotifera; Eurotatoria; Philodinida; Philodinidae
Source: the annotation of a GenBank genome assembly